GAAACUCAUUUCAUUUAACCAAAUCAACUGAACGAUGUUCGCGGUGAGAAAACAACCGGUGUCAGUCAAUACAUUAUUAUUAUCAAUUCGGCAUUCAAUCGGAAAUCCUACCGGACAAGUUCAACAACUUUUCACAACAAAAAAGGCCACCAAAAUCUUUUUACGUUGCAAGAAGACAUUAUUUUCACCAUUUGUUUAUAACCUUCAUAGUUUGACUUCAAAGCCAAAAACUACAUCAACAUUCGUACCGCUACCAUUGUUAUCAUCGAUUACGACGAUUACUCCAAAGAUACGUUCAAUGUCUUCAAUAGCCAAAAAAAUAAAUGCCAAACGUUUGGACGGUGUUACCGAAAGUGUUUGGAAUGAUUUCGUCAAAUUGGCCAUCGAAUAUAAACCAUUAAACUUGGGUCAAGGAUUUCCAGAUUUUGCUGCACCCGAAGUGGUUACCCAUGCUUUAGCUCAAGCCACAACAAGUGAUAAUGUGUUUCUCAAUCAAUAUACAAGAGGAUUUGGACAUCCGCGAUUAGUGAAUGCUUUAAGCAAACUCUAUUCUAAAUUGCAAGCAAGACCUAUUGAUCCAUUGAAAGAAAUAUUAGUUACAUCUGGAGCUUAUGAAGCCCUUUAUUCAUCUAUUAUGGCAUUAACUGAUGAAGGAGAUGAAGUGAUCAUUAUUGAACCAUUUUUCGAUUGCUAUGAAGCAAUGGUACGAAUGGCUGGUGCCCGACCAGUGUUCAUACCGCUUCGCCUACGAUCUGAUGUGUCAAAAAAUGAUCAAUCAACUAUAACGAGUGCAGAUUGGAAGUUGGAUCCUGUCGAAUUGGAAUCAAAAUUUAAUGAAAAAACCAAAUUGAUUAUUGUGAAUACUCCACACAAUCCAUUCGGAAAGAUUUUCUCUCGUGAUGAAUUGGAACAGAUUGCUACAUUAUGCAAGAAACAUGAUGUAAUAGUCAUCAGUGAUGAAGUUUAUGAAUGGUUAUUCUAUCCAGGAACUGAACAUAUCCGUAUGGCCACACUUGCUGAUAUGUGGGAUCGUACUAUAACGAUUGGCUCGGCUGGCAAAACGUUUUCAGUGACCGGUUGGAAAAUAGGCUGGGCUUAUGGACCCGAACACCUUAUGCAACCAUUACAAUUAUUACAUCAGAAUUGUGUUUACACAUGUCCAACACCAAUACAGGAAGCGCUUGCUAUUGGAUUCGAAAAAGAAAUCGACCGUAUGGGUCAAAAAGAUUGUUAUUGGACGGAAUUGGUCGAUUUACUUCAGCCAAAACGUGAUCGCAUAGCUGAAAUAUUGAAAUCAGUCGAUAUGAUUCCAACGGUUCCUGAAGGUGGUUAUUUUAUUGUUGCCGAUUUUGAAAAAUUGGCCGCUAAAGUAGAUCUAACUAUUGAAACUGGUACUAAAGAUUAUCGUUUUGUCAAAUGGAUGUCAAAAAAUAAAAAACUACAAGUAAUACCGAUGAGUGCAUUCUAUUCGGAUGACCAUAAAUAUUUGGCAGAAAAUUUGGUUCGUUUUUGUUUCAUCAAAAAAGAUGAAACAUUAUCAAAAGCCGAAGAAAUAUUGUAUAAUCUGAAACAAACACUUUAAGUUUUUGUAAUAUUUAAAUGUGAUAUAUUUGAAUCGAAUUAAUCAUAUAUUCGUUUAUUUUAGCUAAAUAAAAUCAAAUUAUUUU
Messenger RNA from Dermatophagoides pteronyssinus (European house dust mite), 1667 nucleotides. RefSeq names its product Kynurenine aminotransferase (gene Kyat). Gene Ontology annotation, molecular function: L-kynurenine:2-oxoglutarate transaminase activity; pyridoxal phosphate binding. The record is from RefSeq and is a predicted model, not a curated record. Gene Ontology annotation, cellular component: cytoplasm; mitochondrion. Lineage: Eukaryota; Metazoa; Arthropoda; Arachnida; Sarcoptiformes; Pyroglyphidae. Gene Ontology annotation, biological process: biosynthetic process.